Molecule: messenger RNA, 1644 nt
Organism: Closterium sp. Naga37s-1
Lineage: Eukaryota; Viridiplantae; Streptophyta; Zygnematophyceae; Desmidiales; Closteriaceae
Source: the annotation of a GenBank genome assembly
AUGGCUGGUAGCACGUAUCGCCGAAGCAGCACAGACCGUCUGGACCUAAAAAUCCUCGCUCUUAAACCACCCACCCCCCCACUCCUCCGAAUCGUACCUCUCCUCUCUGGCCUGCAACCGUCAAUCUCAUCACCUAUCAUCACCCCUCACACUUCCCUCUCCUCUCUGGACUGCUAUGUCACAUUCAUCCCCCACUCCCUCACACUUCCCUCUCCUCUCUGGACUGCUAUGUCACAUUCAUCCCCCACUCCCUCACACUUCCCUCUCCUCUCUGGACUGCUAUGUCACAUUCAUCCCCCAUUCCCUCACACUUGCCUCUCCUCUCUGGACUGCUAUGUCACAUUCAUCCCCCACUCCCUCACACUUCCCUCUCCUCUCUGGACUGCUAUGUCACAUUCAUCCCCCACUCCCUCACACUUCCCUCUCCUCUCUGGACUGCUAUGUCACAUUCAUCCCCCAUUCCCUCACACUUGCCUCUCCUCUCUGGACUGCUAUGUCACAUUCAUCCCCCAAUCCCUCACAAUUCCAUCUCCUCUCUGGACUGCUGUGUCACAUUCAUCCCCCACUCCCUCACACUUCCCUCUCCUCUCUGGACUGCUAUGUCACAUUCAUCCCCCACUCCCUCACACUUGCCUCUCCUUUCUGGACUGCGAUGUCACAUUCAUCCCCCACUCCCUCACACUUCCCUCUCCUCUCUGGAAUGCUAUGUCACAUUCAUCCCCCACUCCCUCACACUUCCCUCUCCUCUCUGGACUGCUAUGUCACAUUCAUCCCCCACUCCCUCACACUUGCCUCUCCUCUCUGGACUGCUGUGUCACAUUCAUCCCCCACUCCCUCACACUUCCCUCUCCUCUCUGGACUGCUAUGUCACAUUCAUCCCCCACUCCCUCACACUUGCCUCUCCUUUCUGGACUGCGAUGUCACAUUCAUCCCCCACUCCCUCACACUUCCCUCUCCUCUCUGGAAUGCUAUGUCACAUUCAUCCCCCACUCCCUCACACUUCCCUCUCCUCUCUGGACUGCUAUGUCACAUUCAUCCCCCACUCCCUCACACUUGCCUCUCCUCUCUGGACUGCUAUGUCACAUUCAUCCCCCAUUCCCUCACACUUGCCUCUCCUCUCUGGACUGCUAUGUCACAUUCAUCCCCCACUCCCUCACACUUCCCUCUCCUCUCUGGACUGCUAUGUCACAUUCAUCCCCCACUCCCUCACACUUCCCUCUCCUCUCUGGACUGCUAUGUCACAUUCAUCCCCCAUUCCCUCACACUUGCCUCUCCUCUCUGGACUGCUAUGUCACAUUCAUCCCCCACUCCCUCACACUUCCCUCUUCUCUCUGGACUGCUAUGUCACAUUCAUCCCCCACUCCCUCACACUUCCCUCUCCUCUCUGGACUGCUAUGUCACAUUCAUCCCCCACUCCCUCACACUUCCCUCUCCUCUCCGGACUGCUAUUGUCUUUGUUCUCCCUCCUUUCCGCAAGGCUCAGUGCUGCUCGCCUUUCCAGCUGUGCAGAGUGCUGCUGACGUGGAGGCAGUGCGGAAUGAGCUGGCAUUCAUGGAGAAACUCAAGGGACACAUCAGCAUUUUUCGGAUGAAGCAGUCUGCCGACACGCACAGGGUAUGUUACCCUUGUCCGUUAAAUGUUUGA